CUCCCCCUCCUUCCCCGCUUUCGACUUGCCGCGACGAGCCUCGGGGAACGCCGAAGGUUCCCGUUUGACGAGUAGGAAGAAGGUCGCAGACGACGUCGCAGAAUUCGGACCGCGAAAGACCCCAAGUCGGACGCGAUGGAGGUUCUGGUGCUGAUCAACUUCGAGGGCACCAUGGGGGACGAGAUUACGGUGCGAAUGGGGGACGUGGUCAAGAAUGUCACUAAGGCCAGCGAGGACGGCUGGCUGGAGGGCGAGCUGCGAGGCAAGCGAGGCAUCUUCCCGGCCAACUUUGUCAAGGAGGUGCCCGUUUACUUGACGGGGAACAGCAAGCGGGAACCCAGAAGCAUCCGAACAACCAAGAGGAUGAAACAAGCCAGGACGUGCGAGGUGGUGUUUGCCUACAGCCCCGUGAACGAGGACGAGCUGCAGUUGGUCGUCGGGGAGACGGUGGAAAUCCUCAGCGAGAUUGAAGACGGAUGGUGGAUGGGCAUCAAAAAUGGCAGCGUGGGGGCCUUUCCGUCCAACUUCGUCCGAGAGAUCUUCGUCGCCCCCAAAGACAGCAAACACAACGACGGCAAGGCCAGACCCAAGCUCAGCGAUGCGGUCUUCAGUAAAGAGAUCUCUCAGAGAGCGACGGUGCGCAGCAAGGCCAAAAACGUGGUGGAGUGCUGUCAAGUCAUGUUCGACUACAAGGCCAAAGCGGAGGACGAGCUGGAUUUGAAGAUCGGGGACGUGGUCGUCAUCCUGAGAAAGGAAACCGAAGACGACGGCUGGUGGGAGGGCGAGCUCAACGGCCGCUGCGGAUUCUUCCCCGAUAACUUUGUCAUGGUGAUACCGCCCAUGGACAGUCUGAAGGCUGGCAACAAGAGCCUCCCGCCAGCGCGCAACCUCAACAAGGAAGCCUCAGGUACGUUUUGCAAUGCCGACGCCAUU
Molecule: messenger RNA, 933 nt
Organism: Hippocampus comes (tiger tail seahorse)
Lineage: Eukaryota; Metazoa; Chordata; Actinopteri; Syngnathiformes; Syngnathidae
Gene: mnmip1
Product: SH3 domain containing 21
Exons: 10
Molecular function (GO): protein binding
Source: RefSeq, a predicted model, not a curated record